GUACUGCGUAGUGCGUACAGCRUAAGCAGCGCUCGACACCGGUACGCGGCGAUCGGCGUAACCAAAAACCGUUAAAAAAAAUAACCGYCCGAUACCAACACUGGCCAYACACCAUCGACCAAGCMGACGUUUUUACAUUUUCGUAUUUCGUUUUUCGCAUAUUAUUUUACAUUCGUAUUUUGUACAUCGCCGUUCGCCGGGUCAAUGGUUAUUGGAUUUCUGUUGUUUUGAUCGUUUUUUGGAUGCGCAAACGUCGUUUGACAAAUUAUUAUUUAAACGACAACUGCACACGCUUAAACGGUAAUAAAAAUAAAACCGGUUAACUUACCACUACCACCGAUGCCAAACGGUUUUGUUCUGCCGACGUCGAGAAAAUAGAAAGCAUGUCGUCCAUCAUGUUCGAAUCGCCGUCGUUGAAAGACAACUCAAGUUUUUUACAAAGAAUGGAUUCUUCAAUGAAUCCAGAUACAGAUAAAAUACAACUUAUAUUGGAUGAAAUUUGUGCACAUUCAAAAAAAGAAAUCCUUAAAGUUCAACGUAAUCUAGAUGUUAUCUAUGGACCUUAUUCAGAUGAAAAGAAAAAUGGCAUAAACCAACUUCAUGAACAUUUGAAAGCUCAUGUAACUUCAUUUUUGGAUGAAGUUGUAUUAGAAUCUGACAGAGACAAAAAUAAUAUUAUAAAAGAUAUUGAGGAACUGUUGGUUGAAAAGGAACUCUUAGAAAAGGAACUACAAAUGCAUAUUUCAAUUGAUGACCAUAAUGAUGCUACUCCAUUGAUUGAUGUUCAAAUUAAUAUCGAUAAAUCUCUACAAGAAUGUAGAAAAAUUAAAGAACAACGCAUGACAGAACUUAAUAAACUUCAAGAAGAAGAAAAACAAAUUUGUCAAUUACUGAACGAAAAGCCUAAAUACUCUGGCAUUAAAGAAAUGCCUUCUGCAACAUUACUGGAAAAUAUCAAAAGUCAUAUUAUAGAUUUAAAAAAUACUCAAAUUAAACGUCGGACUACAUUUUURGAAAAUAAAACUAAAGUUGAAUCGUUACUGGCAGAUCUAGGAGAAAUACCAAUUUUACAGUUUGAUAAAAUGGUGUUGGGAGAUACAGACCAGUUUCAAUUGUCAAAAUCUAACUUGGAUGAACUUCAAAAAUUAAUAAAACGCUUGGAAAAUCAAACAGAAAAUCAAAAAUGUAUGGCUAUGGAAUUAAGAACUAAAUUAAAUUCAUUGUGGGAUCGCUUACAAAUUGAUGUUUCUUAUAGAGAACAUUUUGUGAGUACCAAAAAGGGAUUUGGCAAAACAGUUAUACAAGAGCUAAAAUUAGAAGUUGAAAGAUGUGAGACCUUAAAAAAGGAAAAUAUCAAACAAUUCAUCGAAAAGUUACGUAGUGAAUUAAAUGAUUUGUGGGAUAGAUGUCAUUUUGGUGAGCGUCAAAGAAAACAGUGUCAUGUGUAUUAUAAUACUGAGUAUAAUGAGGAUGUAAUGGACUUAUUAGACAUUGAAGUUGACAAUGUUAAAAAAUUCUAUAAUGAUAAUAUUUCAAUUUAUCAUUUAUUUGAAGAAAGAGAACAUUUAUGGAAUAAAAUGAUUAUGAUGCAAGAACAAGCUAAUGAUCCAGCAAGACUUUGGCAAAAUAGAGGUGGCCAGUUAUUAAAAGAAGAAAAGGAAAGAAAAAUUAUACAAAAAGAGCUACCAAAAGUAGAAAGAGAACUAAAGAAUCAAUUACUAGCAUAUGAAGAAAGAGAAAAUAAGGUAUUCUAUUACAGAGAUGAAAGAUUAUAUGAUUUUAUUGAAAGACAGUGGGAUGAAUUAAAAAGCAAUAAAAAAAUGUUACAACAAACAAAGUCUAAGAUACAAACUGGAACAAAACCUCAAACACCACUAACAGCUACUCGCAGUAAAAGGAAGAUAGUCGGUACAUCAAGCAACCAAGCUUCUAAGGUCCGUAAAAUCGGCAUGGACCAUAAAGCUGUGAAUACCCCUAGAAGACAAUUGUUUAAUUUUCAUAAUACUAAUGUAGCCACAUUAGUACCAUUAAACUCAACUAAACUAAAUGAGGUAAAUCUAACUACAACAAGACAGCAUCCAAUCUUCCAUGGGUCCAAUGAUGAAAAUGUAUCAGUUGAAUCUUAUGCAACCUUCCAGGAACAUCUUGAAUCCAAAAAACAUAGGUUGUUUACAAGUCCAACUACUAAAAAUGUAUUGAGAGAACCAAACACAACAUUUACUACACCGAAAAAACCAUUAAUGAAGACUCCCGUUAAAGGAUCUCAAAUUCCAAUACCAACCACUCCUAAGACGCCAUUACGUACAACACCAAGAAUGACGCCCAAUACACGCACAGUUACCAAACUAACACGAACUAUAAACAACAAACUUCCCAUCAUUUUUUAACCAUGUUUUGUAAACUUUUUAAUCAAUUAACUGUUUAAUUUUUUUUUUCAAUUUAUCUUCUUGUAUGUAUAAUUUGUUACUUAAAUUUAUAUUGUGUCAGUAUUAUAUGUAAGAAAUUUUUAGAUACACAUUUGUGAAUAUAAACAAAUUAGUUUUUAAAUUUGUAUUACAAUUUUAAUAUAUGGUAUUUAUACUAUAUUUCAAUAAAUAA
Molecule: messenger RNA, 2598 nt
Organism: Diuraphis noxia (Russian wheat aphid)
Lineage: Eukaryota; Metazoa; Arthropoda; Insecta; Hemiptera; Aphididae
Product: protein regulator of cytokinesis 1-like
Biological process (GO): mitotic spindle midzone assembly; microtubule cytoskeleton organization
Cellular component (GO): spindle; mitotic spindle midzone; cytoplasm
Molecular function (GO): microtubule binding
Source: RefSeq, a predicted model, not a curated record